Xiphophorus hellerii (green swordtail) is the source of this 5700-nucleotide messenger RNA. It is a transcript of the gene tfap2d, whose product is annotated as transcription factor AP-2 delta (activating enhancer binding protein 2 delta). Gene Ontology annotation, molecular function: RNA polymerase II transcription regulatory region sequence-specific DNA binding; DNA-binding transcription factor activity, RNA polymerase II-specific. The record is from RefSeq and is a predicted model, not a curated record. The transcript has 8 exons. Lineage: Eukaryota; Metazoa; Chordata; Actinopteri; Cyprinodontiformes; Poeciliidae. Gene Ontology annotation, cellular component: nucleus. Bases 1350 to 2726 code for a protein of 458 amino acids. Gene Ontology annotation, biological process: anatomical structure development; regulation of transcription by RNA polymerase II; regulation of cell population proliferation.
GUAUUUUUUUUGAAUUUAUUGCAGGUUUUAUUCACCUGUUAGUGUUUAGCUGCCUUUAUUUUCCUAUCAGAUAAAAUAUUUCAUUUUUCCCCCUAAUAUAUCAUCUCUCUAAAAAACAAAACAUAUAAGAUAUAUUUUUUAAAGUAAACAAAAACACCAUAAUUUGUGUGACGGCACCGUUGAGCUGGGCAGGACCACCCCGGGCGCUCAGGUGAGUUACAGCAAUAAGACAAAGGAAAAUAUGAAGAAAAACACCAUAAAAAUAAAAAUUAUAUUCACAAAUAAUAAUAAACACGUUUGAAAGCAGACAUGCGCGCGCCUGGCGUGUCCGCCGCAUUAAUAACGAGUUCAUUAUUAACAAAGAAAACGCUUUUUUCCCAGAAAAAUGGGAAAAAAAUAAAUCAGAUGCAUGAAAAGAUUCAUGUAGAAGUUAGAAAAAACUGAAAAAUGUGGGAAAAAAAACCAACAUCAGAUUUGUACACAAUAAAAAAACAUAUAAACCCGAAUAAAUGUCCGACUGUCUGCAAAAAUAUGUUAUUCGGUUCGUUUAUUGCAGUAAAUGAAUCUGUGAAAAUGUUAAUUAUUUGAAAACGCAAAGGGUUAAUACGUGAAAACAGUAUUUAAUGUAAAAACAAUAUAAAGGUGACAAUUGGUGCAUGAAGAAAGCAUAAAAGCAUCCAGUUCCAUGAAAACAUGACCGCGUCCAGCAGAAAUAGAAACAUGUUUUUACAUUCAGUUAAAAAAACAUUCAAGCUUAUUCCAAAACAUUGCAAAUGAAACUUACAGUUUCGUUGAAAAUCCGCACGAUUUUUGUUAAACGACCAUUGCAGCUGCGAGUUUAAAAAAUAAUAAUAAUAUCACGACGAAAAACCGAGCAGCGGAUCUUGUGGAAACACAAACGAGUCGAAAACGGGAAAAAUGUCCAGAAAAAAGCGUGGAAAACGUUGAAGCAGCUCUGGGUUCCUUAUUAGGGCGAAGAUACAAUAUUUAUUCCUUGUCUCCUGGGAUGCUCCUUCUCCGUCUAUUGUCCUCCCAUUCCUCAGUGCUGAUGCUUAAUUUUCAAAACUUCUAUAUUACCAAGGGACCUACGACAUCAGCCGAGAAAUACCCUGCAAGUACAAAAUCCGUGAGCCAGCCCCGUCCGUGCAGAGGGGAGACGCUGCGUUCCGCCAGCUUUCCACCAAACCGAGAGCGCGCAAAAGGGGAACUUUUCCAUCUCUCUCGCUCUUUUUGGAGGAUUUUAAAGCACUUUUUUUAUUAUUAUUGUUGUUAUUAUUACUAUUAUUAGUCGAUCGGGUCGUAGAGGAGAGUAAGACCAAACUAUCACGGGUUAUUUUGGAGACAGAACAAUGUCAGCGACCUUCCCCGGACUUGUCCACGACGCAGAGAUACGUCACGACGGUUCAAACAGCUACCGGCUCAUGCAGCUCGGUUGCCUGGAGUCGGUGGCCAACUCCUCGGUCGCCUACUCCUCCUCGUCGCCGCUCACCUACCCAGCGCCGGCGGGGACGGAGUUCGCCUCGCCCUACUUCUCGGCCAACCACCAGUACACGCCCCUGCACCACCAGUCCUUCCACUACGAGUUCCAGCACUCCCACCCGGCCGUGGCCCCGGAGGCCUACGGGCUGAACUCGCUGCACUCCGGCCAGUACUACCAGCAGAUCCACCACGGGGAGCCCGCCGACUUCAUCAACCUCCACAGCGCGCGCUCGGCCCUCAAGUCCUCGUGCCUGGACGAGCAGCAGCGGCGCGAGCUGGGCUGCCUCGACGCUUACCGGCGCCAUGACUUGUCGCUGAUGACGUCACACGGCUCUCAAGCCUACGGCGUCGGCAUGCACCACCCGGACCAGAGGCUGCUGCCCGCCGCCGGCCUGGGCCUCCCUCCUCCGGCGGCAGACGACCUGCAGGGCUCCGUGGAGGCGCAGUGUGGGCUCGUCCUGAACGGCCAAGGGGGCGUCAUCCGGAGAGGGGGGACGUGCGUGGUGAAUCCCACAGACCUGUUCUGCUCCGUACCGGGUCGCCUCUCGCUGCUCAGCUCCACCUCCAAGUACAAAGUCACCAUCGCCGAGGUGAAAAGACGACUUUCACCGCCAGAGUGCCUCAACGCCUCCCUGCUGGGCGGCAUCCUGCGCAGAGCAAAGUCCAAGAACGGCGGUCGGUGUCUUCGUGAGAAACUCGAUCGUUUAGGCCUCAACCUGCCGGCAGGACGGAGGAAAGCUGCCAACGUCACGCUGCUCACCUCCCUGGUGGAAGGUGAGGCGCUCCACCUGGCGAGGGACUUCGGCUACACCUGUGAGACCGAGUUUCCCAGCAAGGCGGUGGGAGAACAUUUGGCGAGGCAGCACAGCGAGCCGAAAGAGACCAACGCACGCAAGAAAAUGGUUCUGGCAACAAAGCAAAUCUGUAAGGAGUUCCAGGACCUGCUGAGCCAGGACCGCUCUCCUCUGGGCUCCUCCCGGCCGACCCCCAUCCUGGACCUGGACAUCCAGAGACACCUCACACACUUCAGCCUGAUCACCCACGGCUUCGGCACGCCGGCGGUCUGCGCGGCGCUCAGCACCUUCCAGACGGUCCUCAGCGAGAUGCUCAACUACCUGGACAAAAACUCGAGCGGCAAAACGAGCGGGCCAAACGAGCAGCAGAUCAACAGCAGCUCGGAAAAGACGCAGCUCCGGAAAACAGCCGAAUCCCAGAACAAAGACGGGAAGUCAGAAAAGACUGAGUAGCAUCUCUUACCCCCCAACACUCACACACCUGGUUGCCGUGCCUUGGAGCGCUGAAUCUUAGGAGCGUAUCUGUGUAUGCGUGUGUGUGUGUGUGUGGGGGUGUGUGUGUGUGUGUGUGACUCCCACACAUUUUGAAUAACUUCUUAAGGAAAUAUUUAUCCCUAUUUAUUUAUCUUAUGUGGAAGUCUAACACUAAUUUAAGUUUCCCGAAUAUAGAAAGUGAGACUACACUAAAUACAAAAUAUUACAAAGUAUUUUUGGUCUAGUUUCUGGUGUAAACAACUAAAUACAUUUGAAAUGAGACAAAACUAACUUUAAAAGUAACUUUUCAGCUCUUACAAAUUAUAGAAAAUGUAUUGCGUGAAACUAAUCUUCGAUUCAAAACGAGCUCCUACAUCUUAUUGAAAACUUACUUAUUUUGUUUUAUUUCAAGUGCACUAAAAUAUUUGCACUAGGGACUCGACCAAAUAUACUUGGUAAUAUUUUGUGUUUUUACAGUGAACAUUUAGUUCUUUAUUUAUUUAUUCUGAAAAAGUUGUACUUUUCCAGGUCAGGGUGUGAAGCUCUACAAAUCAGUGCAUUUGUUCUGCAAAAUGGCAAAACCUUAAAAUGUUUUCCUGCUCUGAUAAUUGACCUGUUCAGAUUGUUUGAGGAGUAAUUGGUUUAAAAUCAAUUGCAAAUUUGGACAUUUUGUUUCUCUGCAUUAUUAGCAGGUUAGAUCUGAAUGCAGAACUCUCAUGACCUGAAGAGCUCUUCAACCUCAAUCAGGAUUUUUAUGUUGGAAUCGCCUUGCAAAGGUUUUCAUGCCGCUUGACCUUUUUCACUUUUUUGUCUUGUUGCAGCCACAAGCAGAAAUGUUUCAUUUGGAUUUCAUGUGAAAGACCAACACAAAGUUAAGCAUAGUGCAAAAAAAAAAAGAAAGCACACAUAUAUAUUUUAGUUUUUUAUGUUUUAUAUAUGUUCAACAGAUUCCCCCAAAUUAAAAUAUAGUAUAAUCAACCACCUUCAGACUUCACCUAAAUAGCAAGUUAUUAAAUUGUAGCCCAGCGGUGUCAAACGCAUUUUUGUUUUGGGCCAAAUCAAGAUCAUGAAUGCUCUUAAAAACCUGUUCACAAACUGUUAAAAUAUCAAUGAAUCCUUAAAAUUCAAUAAUAUUGGACAUCUUUUCAGACCCUCCAGGAUUUUGUGAUUCUUUUUGUAAUAUUUUUCAAUAAAAAUCAAAGUGUUUGUGGUUCUAAUCUGGAAAUAUUUGCGAUAUUUGAACUUCUUUAUGACAGUAAAUGCAACUUUUUAUUACUCGCUGUAUAGAUCAUGGACUAUAAACAGACAUCAGUUAAAACUCAGGCAGCUGUUUAGUACAAGAAAGAAAGUUUUGACACUUUUUGAGAAAAAUCGGACAACAAACUCCCAAUUAUGUUUUAGCACAAAGAAAUGUGGGGAUUUGUUGAUUUUGUGUGAAUUUCCAUAAUAAUUCUCAAGAACCUGAAGGGACUGAUUGAUAUAAUUUGGCAGUAAACCGGUAAAAACUGCAUGAAUUUGAUUGAUAACAUAUUAUUUAAUCACACUUAGUGUUUAGUCUAGAAUCUAGAGGGCCACAUAAAAAGCUACAGCGGGCCGGAUUUGGCCCACGGGCCUCGAGUUUGACGUGUUCUAAGACAAUGCAGUGAAAGUCUUUUCAGAUAAUUAUGAGAAAAUGGAAAGAGUGUGUCAUGACUGCAAAGGUCGUCCAUCUAAGAAAAUAUAACAGUCAAAAGGGCAAAGCAAAUAUGGAAAAAAUUAAUUUUCUUGAUAAUCUGCAUAAGAUUGUGUUGCGUCUCAUUGUGAACACCAGUGCAAAACAUGGUGGUGGCAGUGUUAUGCUGUGGGAAUGCAUUUCUUUAGCAAAACAGGAAGCUGCUCAGAGUUGAUGGCAAGUACAGUAAAUAAAAACCAGUCAGAGGCUGAAAACGCUAAAACUUUAACUUUAAAUUCAUUGAGCUAAAUUUGCAAAGCUGGUAGAAACUCACCACGAAAGACUCGCUGCUGCACUGCAAAAACAAAAAAUCUAGUUUAGUUUCUAGUGCAAAUGUCUUAAUACACUUCAAAUAAAGCAAAACUAAGUUACAGGUAAUGUCAGUGAGAUGAAGGAGUUUGUUUUAAGUCAAUAAUUCCUUAAUUUUGAUGAAAAAUGAGUAUUACAAAUAAUCUGCCAGUGGAGCAAAAACAUUUUUCCUACAUCAGAAGGAAAAAUGUUUUUAACUUUAUGUUAAAAACAUAAAGUAAACAGAGGGAAAAAAUUUCCUUCUGAUGUAGGAAAAACCCUAGGAUUGUAUUAAAUAAUCUGCUCCACUUGCAGAUUUUAUUUUAUUUUUUCAUCAAUAUUAGCGAGUUAUUGGCUUAAAACAAGCUCUUAUUUUUGCUAAAAAUUUCAGUUUUGUCUUAUUUCAAGUGUACAAAAAUAUUUGCACUAGAAACUAAACCAAAAAUACUUGGUAAGUUUUAUGUUUUGACCUAUAGGUUGAAUAUUUUUCGUCUGUGAAACAUUUUAUUUUUCUUCCGCCUCAUAAAUUUGUGCUUUGUUGCGUUGAUCCAAGUUUGUGGUUGUAAUUUAAGCAAACGUGAAAAUGUUGGCGGUAUAAACACUUUUGCACGACGUUCUCAACUCAGCAGGCUGCGCUGGGGUGUGUGUGAGUGUGGUUUUCUGCAUGAAUGUGUGUGUGUAUGAGAGGAAGAGAGGGAGUUAGCUGAAGCAAGAGAGAAGGGUCCAACUCAGCCAUUUUGUAAAAGAGUGACUUUGCUUUGUGCAUGUCUGUCUUUGUACACGAUCCAGAUUGCAAGUUUAGCCGACACGAGCUCUACGACUCGCUCAUGAACAUUUGUACAGAUAUAUAUAAAUAUUUAAAUAACUUUUCUUGUAGGCUUUCGACUAUAUAAAUGUUAAAUCCCUACCUUCUAAAAUGCUGGUGUUCAAUAAAGACAGUUGUGUUCUACAGUU